Messenger RNA from Penicillium verhagenii, 951 nucleotides. Its product is annotated as SDR family oxidoreductase. Gene Ontology annotation, molecular function: 2,4-dienoyl-CoA reductase (NADPH) activity. Gene Ontology annotation, biological process: fatty acid catabolic process. NCBI's taxonomy places the organism in Eukaryota, Fungi, Ascomycota, Eurotiomycetes, Eurotiales, Aspergillaceae. The record is from RefSeq and is a predicted model, not a curated record. The transcript has 6 exons. Bases 1 to 951 code for a protein of 316 amino acids.
AUGGCGCUUCAGAAGAAAGACUAUAUGAGUAACAUCUGGAAGGAUGGCAUCUUUGAGAACAAAGUGGUCUUCUGCACCGGUGGUGCCGGCACUAUCUGCAGCGCUCAAGUCAAGGCCCUCGUUCACCUAGGUGCCAACGCGUGCAUCAUCGGUCGCAAUGUCGAAAAGACCGAGCGCGCCGCCAAGGAGAUGGCGACUCUCCGCCCCGGUGCCAAAGUAAUUGGUAUCGGUGCAGUGGACGUCCGCAAGUUCGACAGUUUGAAAGAUGCCGUCGAGCGCUGUGUGAAGGAGCUCGGUGGUAUUGAUUUCGUCAUUGCCGGUGCCGCAGGCAACUUUUUGGCUUCCAUUGAGCAACUUUCAGUCAAUGCUUUCAAGUCUGUCAUGGACAUCGAUGUCUUGGGCUCGUAUAAUACACUCAAGGCUGUUCUACCUCAUCUGAUUGAGUCGGGUAAGAAGCACAGAGUCGACUCCGAACUGAACCCGUCACCUCUGGGUACCGGUGGCAGAAUCAUCUUCGUCAGCGCUACAAUCCACUACCGUGGUAUGCCUUUCCAGGCCCAUGUCUCUGUCGCGAAGGCGGGCAUCGACUCUCUAUCAAAUGCCGUGGCCAUCGAGUAUGGUCCUCGGGGCUUGACAUCUAACAUUCUAGCCCCCGGUCCCAUCGCCUCCACUGAGGGCUUGGAGCGUCUUCUUCCAUCGGACGCCAAGGCGGAAUAUACAAGAUCCCAGCCCCUUGGCCGCUUCGGUCAUGUACGAGACAUUGCGGAUGCGACCGUGUACCUCUUCUCUGACGCUGGGAGCUACGUUAGUGGACAGACACUAGUUGUGGACGGCGCGAAUUGGCGUGUUUCGGGAGGCCACGCCUCUCAGGGUAACCUCCAAUACCCGGAUUUCCUGUUGUCUGGAGAAGCGGUCCAGAAUGUCACAGGUAAGAAGAAGUCAAAGCUUUGA